AUGGUUUCAUCCGUAGUGGCCUUAGAACUGGCAAAAAGAACUGAUAUCAACAACAAGAUGUGUACGAGCACUGAAAACCUAUUUUGGUGGAUUAAAGAAGUGGAAAUAUUUACAUCAGUAGCAAUAGUACAGUUCAAUGUAAACGAUAAACCAGUUAACAAUUUUCAAAAACCUUUUACUUUGACUUUCGAAACGCAUGCUGAUAUAGCAUCCGUUAUAGAUAUACACAGGAGUGCCACCCCAAAAAUACUAGAUAACAACACACUCAAAACAGAUCAUGAUUUUGAAAGAAUGUCUAUGCAUCGAAUAGAUGUUUUCAAGAAACAGCCGUUUAUUAUUAAAUUUAUAGAUUUGCCUGCAGCUGUAAUUUUGGAUAUUCUGGGGGAACCAAUAUUCUUCUUGAGCGAUAUUCCAAUAUCGUGUAGGUAUGGUUACGUUUUGAUAGUGAAGACAGGAAAUAAAUCAAAAGCAGGAACAACGUCCAAUGUCUCGAUCAAGAUUUAUGGAACAAAAUCUGAAAGUAAUGCACAUGUUUUAAAUUAUCCUGAUCCUGAAAAAAAAUUGCUCCAAAAGAACGAAGAUAAUUGGUUCUUCGUAGCCACGGAGUUUUACCUAGGCGAUAUAGAAAAAAUAGAGCUAUGGUGUGAUUUUAUAGGCUACAACCCAGCUUGGUUUUGCUCAGAACUAGAAAUAUUUGAUAUUCAACAGAAUAAAUACUGGUCAUUCCAAGUGAACACGUGGUUUGAAGUUUUAAAAAAUGAACAAAUGAUGUAUACGGCAUAUCCUACGAAACCGGGCGAUGUCAAGAAGAAAAAAGUUGCUGCUCUCAAUUUAUUCAACAAAUUUUUCAACAGUUUCCGAGGAGCGCAUAUGUGGAAUUUGAUCAAGUUUCUCCUUAUUACUAACAUAAUUAUAUCGAUGACGAUACUAAUAAUACUAGGAUUUUGGGUGCCACACAUGACCGGCUUGUUAUGGUUAACUUCAGUCGCGAUAAGUCUUUUAGUGUACAUUUUCAUUAUGGAGAAUUUAAUGCGGGUGAUUGUCAAUUUCACGACAAAUCAGAAAACAAGGGAACAAAGGCACUGGGCAGAAAUAAAGGAAAGGCUCUGGGAAAUAGUACAAGACCUGUUUAUGAUUACGAUAUACGUUUUGUUGCUGUAUCUAGUAAUAAUGAUGGAUAGAGACGCAACGUCAUACAUAAGCCAUAUUGAAGUAGAAGAUCUCAUCAAGGGAACCCAUUCCAGAACAAUUUUGCUGGAUGACGUUUAUCACCGAAACGAGAUAGAAAAUUAUAUAGAAGAAACUCUUAUUACCUCCAUGCAUUCGCUUCAGUGGUACGGAAAGUAUGUGUCAAAGAACCCGGGCACGACCAUAGAUAAGACGAAUAAAUAUUUGGGAAUAGCGCGGUUGAGGCAACACAGAGCUUCUAGUUUACACUGUGAUGAAGAUUUCAUCAACCAAACGUCAUGUUAUCCAACAUAUUAUGGGUAUCCUGAAUACCGAAAUUUCAGCGAAAACUGGCUAGAAGUUGAAUUGUCCAACCAAUUUUCUAGAAUGGAUCAUAUAUGGAAAUACGUCAGCGAAAGUGUAGCUGGAACUGUAAAUUACUUCGGAACAUUUGCCGUAUAUCCAGGUGGUGGGUACAUAGCUACGCUUGGACGAACACUACAGAACUCAUUAUUGAACUUUAAUUAUUUGCGUCGAAACACUUGGAUUGACUCCCUGUCCAGAUGUAUAUUUAUAGAAUUCUUACUAUACAAUCCAUGCAACAAUCUAUUCAAUUCCAUCCGAAUCACAUUUGAAAUAUAUGCGACUGGAUAUACCGAAAACAAUUUAGAAAUUCAAACCGCAAGGCUACUAUUCGUUAAAGAAGAAACCAGCGACAUGGUGUGGAUCAUCCUCUUUUCCUUCAUCAUCAUGUUAAUAAUCUUGAUAAUAAAAUUAACACACAGGAUCAUCCGCAAAAGGAAGCUUCUACUAAAAGACAUCUGGCAUGUAGCGGACAUAUUCAUCAUCCUUAUCAGCCUUACAUGUCUGGGACUGUACAUAGCUAGAUCAGACGUGGUCAGGAUAUUCUUAUCGGACGUGGAAAGCGCUAAAAACAACGAAUUUGUCAACUACUUUCAUCUGAUGUACACCGAAUCUAGUCUGACGAUCGUAGCAGCCAUCCUAGUUUUCCUCGCCACGCUUCGACUGUGGAAGUUGAUGAGGUUCAUGACGAUUGUCAAGGUGGUCGAGAAGACCCUAAUUCUCUCCGCUCCCGCUCUACUGAGUCUAUUCCUAUGUCAGUUGGUGUUCAUGUUUGCUUGCGCGUUUUUUGCUAUUACGAAGUAUGGAGACUACGACUAUGAUUUCAGGGGUGUCAUUGCCUCUUUGACAACUCUCUUUGUAGGCUCUUUAAACUUUUACAAUUUUGAUUUCGAUGCCAUAAGUGGAAGUGUAGGUUAUUUAUUUUAUUCGGGGUUCAUGCUUGUAACGUUGGGAAUUUACACGAUUGAUAUAGCCAUUAUCACGAUAAGUUAUGGGGAAGCUCAGUUUUUCUAUUCUAGCGAAGAAGAAUAUAACAUUGUUGAUUUACUCAAAGAACGAUGUCAGUACUAUGGGGAAGUAAUAAGGGUUAAGUGGAGAAAGUUGAGGCUUAGGGGAGGUAACGAGAAAGGCAAGUCAGAUGAAAAGGUGUACCCGAAAGACGACGAAUUCAGGUAUGCCAAUUGCGUCACUUUGCAGUCAAAUAAGAUGGACGCAAUGACGUGCGUUACUAAAUGUCUGUUGAGAAAUAUGAGAAAAGAAAGAAAAAUAGAGAUAACUGACAAAGACGCUGAUUUAAUUAAGCACACUAUUGUUAAUUUAUUUAGAACAGACACCGAAGAAAAGGAAAUUUUUUUUACAAGUAACGUACAGGGUGAAAAAUUUAAAUUUGUUGAUGAUAAAGUUAUGUUGAAAAUGCAGGGGGUUGUUGAGGCACUUCUAUCACAGGAUGACGAUAGAUCGGAAAGGAUGAAGCGUAGACAACUCUAUAAGAAAAUUAUAGAGUCUCACAAACAGAAAAUGGAUGAUAUAGCUGAUAAUUUGAAUGUCCUUUCAAAUGUUCUUAAGGCUGUCAAUAUUAGAAAGUAG
This is a messenger RNA of Anoplophora glabripennis (Asian longhorned beetle), 3117 nucleotides long. Its product is annotated as polycystic kidney disease protein 1-like 2. The transcript has 10 exons. Gene Ontology annotation, molecular function: calcium channel activity; protein binding; calcium ion binding. Bases 1 to 3117 code for a protein of 1038 amino acids. NCBI's taxonomy places the organism in Eukaryota, Metazoa, Arthropoda, Insecta, Coleoptera, Cerambycidae. Gene Ontology annotation, cellular component: membrane. The record is from RefSeq and is a predicted model, not a curated record. Gene Ontology annotation, biological process: detection of mechanical stimulus.